AUGAGCGACAGAGAAGGACAAGUUGGUGAAUCUAAUGAACUGACAGUUCUGGACUACCUUAACGAGGAUUGCUGGCGCGCGGUACUGGACUAUGUGCCUGUCAAGGAUGUCAUAUGCUCCGAGCGAGUCAGUAGCCACUGGCAGAGGAUUGUGCUGCUCUACUUGUCACAUAUUCGUUUUCUUAUAACAUAUAAGGAUCACUAUCAAUGCGUCGGUGUCGCGAUGGAAAUUCCAAAUGUCACUUCUUUUGAGGUGGAUAUAGAUGACUGGCCGUCAUUUCUUAGCUGGACUAACAAACUUGGGUCUUCGGUUGUAGGCAUUCAUUGCACUUGUUUGGAAACUUUGGAAACCAUUAGUGAAAAUUGUCCAAAAUUAGAAGGUUUGGGGUUAUUUUACCCUUUAACAGAAAAGAUAUUAACAGGCGAUGAGAUUAAAGACUUCAAGUUCUUGCGAAAGCUUGGUUUCACAUUUAUUAACAUGUCGGACCAAUAUUUAAGCAAAUUCAUUAACUGCACUGUUUUAGAGGAACUCUACAUAGGUAACAAUGAAGUAAUGACUGGUGAAUGUCUAGAUAAUAUACGAUUGAGGGACCUAAAAUCCCUUAUACUUAGCUAUUGCCCCGAGAUUAAAUUAAGUCACCUGGUCUCGGCCGCUGACCACUUCAGUAAGCUGACGAAACUCGUACUCGCCGACCCUAACACUGAAAUUCACGAUAACGCUAAUAUUUUGGUGGACAAGUUGCCUAAUUUGGAAUCCUUGCACUAUGUCCAGAGGGAUGUGAAUCAAGAAUUUACGAACCAUUAUAUUGGUAAUUUUUUUAAGUCAGUCUGUAGUCUAGGGAGGUUGAAACAUCUGUAUGUGCAUGGAUUUCUAAAUGACUAUGACUUGGAAACUAUAACCCGAUGCUGUAAGGAGCUGCAUUCAUUGGAGCUAGAAGAAUGCGAAGAUGUUACACCAGCCGGCUUAUGGAGCGCCUGCCAGAAUGCCGGGGCGCGUCUGACCACACUCAGCCUGGACGGUUGCAGCGAGCUGACCGACGACGCCAUAGUGGCGUGUAUCCGUUCAUGUCCUAACCUCACGUCGCUGAGCGUGCGUUACAUCGGGGGGCUAACGCUGAAAGUAGUUUCGCGCGCCGAGGCCGCACGGGCCGAGGUACACGCGCCGGUCCCACUUCGGCUCUUCGUACAUGGCACCAAGCUGAUGAGGAAGCGGUACACUUUGAACUACCCUGACAGGGUAAGUUAG
Messenger RNA from Cydia amplana, 1245 nucleotides. RefSeq lists its product as uncharacterized. The record is from RefSeq and is a predicted model, not a curated record. NCBI's taxonomy places the organism in Eukaryota, Metazoa, Arthropoda, Insecta, Lepidoptera, Tortricidae. Bases 1 to 1245 code for a protein of 414 amino acids. The transcript is spliced from 6 exons. Gene Ontology annotation, biological process: SCF-dependent proteasomal ubiquitin-dependent protein catabolic process. Gene Ontology annotation, molecular function: protein binding. Gene Ontology annotation, cellular component: SCF ubiquitin ligase complex.